This is a messenger RNA of Gasterosteus aculeatus aculeatus (three-spined stickleback), 1585 nucleotides long. It is a transcript of the gene aspnat, whose product is annotated as N-acetyltransferase 8-like. NCBI's taxonomy places the organism in Eukaryota, Metazoa, Chordata, Actinopteri, Perciformes, Gasterosteidae. Gene Ontology annotation, molecular function: L-aspartate N-acetyltransferase activity. The record is from RefSeq and is a predicted model, not a curated record. Gene Ontology annotation, cellular component: mitochondrial membrane.
CUUGGUCGUCAGUAGCGCUCAGGGUUGCAGCAGAACACCCCCCUUUCGUCUUACCCCCCCUCCAUCGUUUCUCUGUUUUUUAAGACAAUCUCACGCAUCACCCAUUUCCUCUCUCACUCUCCCCCACUGCUUUUUUUUUCUUUUUCUUUUUUCUUUCCUUCCCCCCCGACCUGUAGUGGGUUUCGGAGGCCAGUUGCAUGCAUUAUUCGUCUCCCAAAAUGGUUUGCGAGACUAAAAUUGUUGCGGACGAACACGAUGCUAUACCCGGGACCAAAAAAGAGUCGAUGAUGUGGAGCUCCCCCCCCGCCGAGGCCAAGGGGGUGAGGAAAGACGCGGUCUUUAUCCGCGAGUUCGAGUGCGGGGAUCAGGAGGAGGUGCGGCGCAUCUUUUACGAGGGUAUCAUGGAGAGGAUUCCCAACACGGCGUUCAGGGCGAUCCGGCAGCAGCCCAAGACACAGUUUUUAUACGCGCUCCUGACAGUAAUGUGCUUUUUCGUGACCAAAUCCGUCACGCUGACCUGUUGUGCACCCCUCGUUCUCAUGGGCGCGCGCUACUACUACAGCAGGACAGUAAUCCACAGCUAUCUGGACUGUGCGCUGCACACGGACAUGGCCGACAUAGAGGCUUAUUACAUGACACCUGCAGGCUCCUGCUUCUGGGUGGCGGUGUUAGACGGACGCGUGGUCGGGAUCGUGGCGGCGCAGGGCCGCGAGGACGACGACGCGGUGGAGCUGCGGCGCAUGUCGGUGGACUCUCGAUACCGCGGCAAAGGCAUCGCGAAGGCCCUGGGCCGCCGCGUCCUGGAGUUCGCCGUGCGCAACAACUACGCCGCCGUGGUCCUCGGCACCACGGCGGUCAAGCUGGCCGCCCACAAGCUGUACGAGUCGCUGGGCUUCCGCCGGACGGGUCAGAGCGAGGACCACACGCUGCCCGGCAUGAGCCGCUCGCCGCUGGAGAGGCUCUUCUUCCAGAUCCGCCACAGCCGCUACCGCCUGCAGCUCCGUGAGGAGUGAGAGGUGACCGGGAGAGAGCGGGAGAGAGAGGGAGAGAGGUGGAGGGGGAGAAAGAGAGAGAGCAACAACCCGAGAGCCCCGACUGCAUCCUCUCCUCUGACAGCUUUUAUUUAUUUCAUGUUGUUAGAGAUAACUUGAGUACUACUUAACACAUCAACCACUUUCUCUUUAAAGUCACUAACGUUUUCAUUACUACCAGGCUUUCGUUGCUGUUGUUUUUGUGUUAUACUUUUUAAGAGUUUGUUUUUUCUUUUUUUAUUAAGCUAUCUUUUGUACCUUUACCCCUCCCUCUUCAUUAUGGGAGGAAAACAAAAGGCUUUCACAGAAGACGUCUGACUGGCAGCCCGACCAGGAGCCCUCCCUGCCCCUUUAGGUUUAUAGAUCGCGCGAGUGAUCAAUACUCCCCUUCAUUACUACUCAACAAUGCCCUCUUUACCCCUCCCCCAUUACCCCGAGCGCUGCCCCCCCCCCACGGCAGAGUCCAACAGACGUGCGUGGCGCAGUGGAGUGCGAGGAGGCAUUUGCAUCACGUCUCAUUGGGGGGUGGACGGGGCGACGGAUGGGUUGGGGGG